Ornithodoros turicata is the source of this 1580-nucleotide messenger RNA. RefSeq names its product thymocyte nuclear protein 1-like. NCBI's taxonomy places the organism in Eukaryota, Metazoa, Arthropoda, Arachnida, Ixodida, Argasidae. The coding region runs from base 52 to 783 and encodes 243 amino acids. Gene Ontology annotation, cellular component: nucleus. The transcript has 8 exons. The record is from RefSeq and is a predicted model, not a curated record.
CUGCCCGGUGGCUCGGACAGAAUGCCGAGUCAUCUUCCUAUUGGUUGAAAAAUGGAGAAAGCCAUUUUUCAAGGAGAAAGAAAUGAAAACAAGUUCAGCCGGCGCGAAUCCAAAUCACCGUUUUGCUCGUUUUCUGGGCUUACCUGGAGCAUUCGUCACCUGCUGUUUUCUACAAUGCCGAAGAAACGAGAACGACGGGAAAGCAAAAACGAUGUUACACCUGACAAGGAUUCAAAGAAACUACGCGCAGAUACAGAAGCAAUAACACACUGGCUUCUUAAAUCAGAACCAGAGAGCAGGAUGCAGGACGGUAUUGAUGUAAAAUUUGGCAUUGAUGAUCUCAUUGCUUGCACUGACAGUACUUCUUGUUGGGAUGGAGUACGCAACUAUCAGGCAAGAAAUUUCAUGCGUGACAGAAUGAAAGAAGGUCACCUGUGCUUUUUCUAUCACAGUAAUUGCAAGGUUCCAGCCAUUGUGGGCAUUGUUGAGGUUGUGAAGGAGUCUUAUCCAGAUCAUACCCAGUAUGACAAGAAGAGUCAUUACUAUGAUAAGUCUAGCACAAAGGAUAAUCCUCGCUGGUUCAUGGUUGACGUGAAAUUUGUGCGAAAGCUACAACAUCCUAUCAGUCUUGCUCAACUAAAAGGAUUGCACGAAAAGCACAAGGCUUCCAAGGGACCCCUAGCUGACAUGAGUUUGCUCACGAGGUCACGUCUGUCAGUGCAACCUGUUAGUGAUGGUGAAUGGGACUUCAUACUCAGUUUGGAAAAGUCACAAGAUGGCUAAGAUCUACAGCAAAAAUAGGUAUAUCAUGGACAGAAAUGUAAUUUUUAGUUUUGCCGAAUGUAUACGGACUGACAAUUUAAAGUUUGGGUCUGUUGAAACACGGCUAUGUGUGCCGAAUAUCCGUGGAGAUGUUCUCGAGACAGCAGCUUGAGUCUGCCGUGCGGACAACCUGCAGCACUUGAGCUGGUGUUGUAUAAUGGCCAUUGUAGCCACAAAAUCGUGGAUUGCAUAGAGUCUCGUAAUCCAGGUAGUGUUCAACAUACCAGUACUUCUCUGCGUUAGACCUUGCUUGGUGUAGUCCUCUUUAUUCCAAGAUACAGAAUGAACAAUGCAUGGUAACCCACAUGGUAGCAUUGGGUUGCCAUCCGCUCAUGUACUGGGUAGAGCAGGGGUCAUAUUCUUAGGCCGGUGAAAUUAAAAUUGAAACUAUCGCGUCUGUUGGACAUGGACGCAAACCUCUUCUCGUUAGCCUUGGGUAGGAAUGGGGAUUGCAACAGAAUGGUCUUGCCAUGGUGGAUGAAAGAUGGAGAGGAACAAAUCAAAGGGGCUUCUUUCAGACAUACGCAGAAAAUCUCUUAUUUAAGAAGGCAUAGUUUAAAGAAAGGUAGGCAUCCCUUUUGGUGCAGUUUUGUCACUUCUUUUGACUGAAAGCACUCCUGCCAAAAAAAGGGGAAUACUGUGGUUUUGGUUCCUGCCUUAUAAGUUAAUAGCACACUCUGCCAGAGCCCUGAACAAACAGGCAAAUGUACUGUAUGAACACUUCCAGAGCAUUUCAGGUAUGAGAGAAUGAAAAAAUA